GUUUUUCUCAGAACUGCAAUUGAGAGAAGGGAAACUGGUGUGAAGGACCUCACUGACUUGGGGUGCUAGCCAUGGGAAACAGCGUAGAUUGUUGUUACAACUCGCGCUGGUCUUACCAGUGCAUUUUCCCUUGCAUUCGUUUUUGUACAUACACAGGACGUCGGGUCUUUUACAACUAUGACGGAAUGGAAAAGGUUCAACCACUCGUCCAUAUUUACCACCCCCGGAACGGGCGCGUUCACUCUCUUCCAGAUGCUCUCUAUGGCAUUGAUGACGACGAUGAUAUACAAAAUCAAAUCAAAAGCCAUAAAGGGCUUGACGGCGCUGGUCAGAUCGCGGCGUUGUGCAAGUAUGCAGCGGACAAUGGUUACACCAUUCGCGCCGUGGGCACAGGUUCCUCUUGGUCUCGUCUCACCCAUACUAGAGACAUACUUGUGGUCAUGACUGAUUUGAACAAGAUUCUCACGGUCCCAAAGAUAUUGGAGGAUUCACAGUCGGAGGAUUCAGAAAUGGAAACAACGGAAAUGAAAUAUGAAGUCGAAGUACAAGCCGGGAAACGCGUUGUAGAUUUUGUCGAGGAACUCGACCGGGAUCAUCACAAGGCGCUCAAGAUGAUGGGCAACUACGCAGGCCAAACGGUUGGAGGAGUGGCGAGCACUUCCACUCAUGGAUCAGGAUGGUUCAGUGGAACAAUGUCCACUUUUGUGGUGGGUCUUCAUUUAAUCGUACGUGGUGGAAUCCAAGUGAAGGUACGUGGCGGCCCUGAAACCAUUGCGGAUUGCGAAGCAAAGAUCGAUGGAGCCAAAUACGGAGACGACCCAGUCGAGAUCAAAAGUAGUGAGGUGUUAAAGGCAUGUCAAGUAGGGUUAGGAUGUAUGGGGGUGAUCUACUCCAUUACAUACAGCUGUGUUCCCAUGUACAAGCUGGAGGAAAUCAGAAAAACGGAACAGGUCUCUUGGCCAGAAGUUAGGACGGAAGACGACGAAGGCAACAACGACGGUGACGAUGCGUUAAUAGGAAAGAAGUUGCAAUUAGGGGAGGUUCUUAAAAAGUUUGCUAAAAUGUACAAGACGAAAGAUGCAGAAUAUUUCUCGUUUUUCGUCAAUCCAUACCCGCAAGGACCAAGGAAUGACAAGCAUAUUGAAAUGGCUUACUUGAAAGCUUUCAAAACAGAUCGUAAACCAACCUGCCGUGCUUGUUGCUCAUGCUGUUGUAAUUGUUGCGGGGGAAGAGGAAUAGCGGACCUAGGCUGCAUGCAGUCAGACUGCACAGCCUCUUGCCUUCAGGGAUGUGCCAAUUGUUGUCCCACUAGUAUUCCACAGCUCACCAACUUCGGUGUGUCACAGUUCUCGUUCGAAAAACCGUAUCGGCAGACAUGGUACAACGUGCUUCAGUUCACGAAAGGCAAUAUCCACGUUCGCACAGCAGAAUGGUGCUUACCGUUGGAACACCUCCAUAGUGCCCUGACCAUGGUGAUAAAACUGGCUCAAGAUUACGCAGAAAGGCAUAAACAGUAUUCUUUGCUACCAAUCUAUGUGAGACUUGCACGUUCUGAUGAUUUGUUCUUGAGCCCUGCAAGCAAGUUUAGACCUGACGGAACUAUAAAUGAUCACAACUGUUACAUUGAGGUACCAUUUCUCCCUGGAGCAUUCGGCAUUGACGAGUUUCAGGAGACGGUAGAGAACAAGCUAUGUGAGGAGUUCAAGGCAAGGCCACACUGGGGAAAGAAUAAUCGCCUCAACCAGUCUAAGAUCGAGGCGAUCUACCACAAGGAUAGCCUGGAAAAAUGGGGGGAAGUGUACAGGAUAUUUAACAAAGGAGGACCGUUUGAAAAUCUCUUCACACAUCAUAUGGGUUUUGCUAAGUUGUUUGAUUAUCCAAUCGAUAAGCAGCCUUCUGCCUAAGAAGUAACGUUUCAUUACCUUAUUUUGUCGCUCUUAAGUAUAGGAAGAAGCGCAGUAGUUUAUAGGUAGAAUUCUCAUAUGUAUACACUGGUUGACAGUCUUCGGUAAUCAACGCCUAGAAAACAACAUACUAAGAUGUGUUACCAGAUGACCUGGAAUAACCUAGGACUACGAGCACUAAGAUGGAACCGGCCAAUCAAAUCGUGCCAUUUAAUCCUUUAACUCCCGUGAGUGACCAAGACAGAAGUUCUCCUUACUAUAUCUGUAAAAUACCAUGCAGACAAGUGAUGGGAAUAAAGAAAAAUAUCAAUUAUAGAAUUACUAAUUAACUGAUCCGAUACUAAAUUCUCUGAACUAACAUUAAAAGAACUGUAUGGUUGGCAGUAAGGAGAAUUGCAAAUUUGAUCUGGGAGUUGAAGGGUUAAGAAUCAUCUUCUAGAGUGUCUUACAUAAUAAAUGUAACCCAUCAGAGCAAUGUAUAAAAGUUGACUUGAUAGAGCUAGUGGGGCAAAAUCGAUUGAUAAUAGAAUUCAAUUUUACAACUUGGCAGAUCUGACCAUUGCCGUAAAAAGAACUGAAAUAGCCAAAUAGAAAUUCAUAACUAGCACUCUUAAAACAGUUUGUUUCACUGAUAGUUUUAAAAUGAACAGAAGUUAUUGUUUAUUUGCCGCUAUUUGAGGGGGUUUCAUGCAGUUGUAGCUAAUGUAGCCUUUUUUCAGUUUCAUUCUCUUGACAAUAUUUUGCAACUAGUUGUAUCUGUAGAAACCAAUCCCCCUCCUAGCCCCAGUCCGGGCGGCUAUCUAUAUAACUUUGACUUUCGCGCGGAUCAAGCAAAUGUAAUGGUGUUAGCUCGAGUAGAAGGUGAUCGCUUAUGCAGCCGUAUUCCAAAAUCGUUAGGUAAAUUUCUCUAUGUUAUACGUAUUUCUUGUUAUUUCCAAUCUUGUAAUUGGUCGUUCCGUUCGUGAUGUAUUAUGUUCGUAAUACAUUACUUAGAAACCACUGGCAAUUAAUGGCGUGUAAAUGGAGGAAUUCGAUCGUGUCGUCAAGAAAUUAAACUCCUCUUAAAUUUAUUGCUGAUGCGUUGGUUACAGUAUCUUUCUGGUAUAACAAGGAAUUAUUUGUUCAAACGUUUGCCCUUAUUAAUUACUGUUUGGCCAAACAUUAGGUAGGACUGCGUGGUGGCCUAAUUUGCCUUGAUUAUUGGAUUGUGUUCUUGGACAAGACUCUUGCAUUGGCUCGAUUACAUAGCUUACAAACAAAUACAACUUUAUCGGGUCUCCAUUUUCAGGGCUUUUCACUCAGUUGUAUGAAUGGGUGCUAGCAAUUUAAUGAUAAACUCCUGGCUGACUGGUCUGAAUACGAACGUUGUGUGAUAGGCCAAUUAAAAUAGGAGGCUGCUCAGAUUCUACCUUGCCAAACAGACCCUUCAAUGUUGGUAUUAAAAGUCACACAAAUUUGAA
This is a messenger RNA of Pocillopora verrucosa, 3364 nucleotides long. The record is from RefSeq and is a predicted model, not a curated record. Lineage: Eukaryota; Metazoa; Cnidaria; Anthozoa; Scleractinia; Pocilloporidae.